AUGGUUCCAACGACUCCCUCUUACUUCAAAGUCUUUUCAUUUUCAUUAGCUGCGGCCAACCGGUUGAACGUGGGCUUGGUUGACGGCCUCUCGUCUCCAUAUAUGCCCCAGGUUCCAUCCGGAUUCUACAAAAACCCUGAAAAUCAGCCCUCCCAUCAAAUGGAACCACGGCGGCAGCAUCAUCAACAACAACAACAACAACAGCAGCAGCAGCAGCAAUUACAGCGACAACAACAACAGCAGUCUCAUCAUCGUCAAAAACAACAAUUUGUAUACACAAACCCUCAGGCCUACCGUUUUGCCUCUGAACCAGGUACAGCACCGGUUUUCCCCCCAGAUUUUCGCCUUCACCCAUCGUCCAGACGUUCGGGGCCAGAGUUCCUUGCCCCUGAGGGACCGGACGGCCGCUCUUCUGUGCACGGCCUCAGGCCAGACAGGAGUGUUAAUGGUUUGGAAGGACACUUAAACCGUGAUUCGGCAGCUUCGUACGGCCUCGUACGUGAUUUGCCCAUCCUCCCGAGCCGUUUUGCCCGGUCGGAGCCGUGCCUUGAGCCCGGACCAUAUCUCCCAAGACCCGGCUAUGUUGAGGAGCAGUCGGUCGGCAACCUGUCAAAUCUACCACUGUCACUUAGGCAACCAUCGCCGGAACUCCGGCUGCAGGAGCAGUACGUUCAAGGGUUCGAUUUCUCUAGUCAGGCCACUCUGUUGCCAGCCGCCAACCUUGGCCACAAGCUCAACCGAUACCCAGUCGACCGGUACGAACAUAUCCAGCAAGCAGACCCUUCGCGUCGCAGUAUGGAGUCCUCUAGGACGCGUCACGGCCGACUUGGUCCUGCCUCCUCCGAACAGGUCAUCUCACAGUCGUUGCGACGCAGAAAACGUGAGUUUGUCCACCUCUUAUAG
Protopolystoma xenopodis is the source of this 903-nucleotide messenger RNA. The record is from the annotation of a GenBank genome assembly. NCBI's taxonomy places the organism in Eukaryota, Metazoa, Platyhelminthes, Monogenea, Polystomatidea, Polystomatidae.